CGUUACAACCUUAACCUUAUUUUUACAGCUGGCUCUGCGUAUGCAAUUUCAAAAGAUUUUUUUUUAAGAACAAAUUACAUAAAUUCUUUAAUAUUUUCGUGUGACUACUUUGAUAAAUGUUUUUUGAAACUCUGAAUUACCUGUGAAGAUAAUAAUUUUCUCUGUAAAAUGAAGAGUGAAGUGAAAAAUUGUAGUUUGCCUCUUCCGGAGGUAGCAGAAAUGAUCUACGACAUCAUUACAAGGAAGAUCGAUAGCUCGUACGAGGUGACGACGAGAAGUGUAAAGGUGUUCAAGAACAUCAUUGCGGCUAGUGAAUGGAAAACAGCCGAUGAACUGAUGAAGAUUGUCCGGGACCAAGGUAGAAUCAUGAUGGAGGCUCUACCUCAGGAAAAUGUCACGGCUAACAUGUGCAGGAGAGUGCUGAAGCUGAUCCGGGAGGAAUUUGAUUCGGCACAGUUGGUCCGGAAUGACGAAUCUCAGGCAUCUCUGUCACUGCACAAACUCGUGACGCAGACAAGCGAAAGCUCCUCAGCCAUGGACUACACGAAGCCCAAGGAGGGUCUCAGAGGAUCUCUGCUGAAUCAUCUGCAAGAGAUUGAGAUGGAAAUGGAGACAACGAAGGAGAAUCUGGCAGAACAGGCGGCUGAACAUAUUCACUCCUCGGAGCUCAUUCUAACUCUUGGACACUCUCGAAGUGUUGAGAGCUUCCUCAAAAGAGCCGCCAAAAGGAGGGUAUUCGAGGUGGUGGUAGCUGAAUGUGCUCCUUCCUGUCGGGGCCAUGCUCUUGCAGCGAGUUUGGCGAAAGCAAAAAUUGAGACGACGGUAAUUCCGGAUUCUGCAAUUUUUGCAAUGAUGUCACGCGUGAACAAGGUGAUCAUUGGAACGCAUAGUGUACUGGCCAAUGGUGGUCUGAGGGCUGCUUGUGGAUCAUACACAGUGGCUCUGGCCGCUAAGCAGUUCUCCGUCCCGGUUAUCGUUCUCGUGCCCAUGUACAAGUUUUCACCAGUCCAUCUGUGCAGCUAUGAAAUGGAUGCUUUCAAUAUGGUUGGCACGACUGAAGGUGUAAUUCCCUACAAGAUGCGUGAUGCUAGGAACGUCAGAUGCUACAAUCCUGUCUUUGACUACGUGCCUCCGGAAUUUGUUACUCUUUUCAUAUCAAAUCUCGGAGGAAAUGCACCAUCGUACGUUUACAGAUUGCUGAGUGAGCUCUACCAUCCGGAAGACUAUACACUGUAAAUCUUCGGCAAUAAAGGUGUCUGCAAGAAGAUAAGAGAUAA
Messenger RNA from Phlebotomus papatasi, 1277 nucleotides. It is a transcript of the gene eIF2Bbeta, whose product is annotated as translation initiation factor eIF-2B subunit beta. Gene Ontology annotation, molecular function: translation initiation factor activity; guanyl-nucleotide exchange factor activity. The transcript is spliced from 4 exons. Bases 169 to 1236 code for a protein of 355 amino acids. Gene Ontology annotation, biological process: translational initiation. Lineage: Eukaryota; Metazoa; Arthropoda; Insecta; Diptera; Psychodidae. Gene Ontology annotation, cellular component: eukaryotic translation initiation factor 2B complex. The record is from RefSeq and is a predicted model, not a curated record.